CAGGGACCUCCAGAGGGCCCUGGUACGGAAAGAAGAACAAGUCAGGGCAGUAGCGCCAGUUGCCAUACCUGCUCCUGCACCACCUCCUGUGAUGGAAAGGGCCGCACAACCAGCUGCAGCCUUUGGCCCAGUGGCAGCUCCUGUGGCUGCUGAAGCAUUCGCUGCAGCAGGCUCCAGUAAUGAGCCUAUGUACGAGCUGCUGACAUACACUGAAGAGGGUGAUAUGAUGAACUUCACUGAUGUGGGAGUUAAACUCCAGAGAAAAGCAUGGGACAACGCCAUGGAUGCAAAGAUUGGGUCAAGUCUGGCCAUCAAGAACCUGGCCACGUCCGUGUGGGGCUCGGACGUGCUGCUGACAAGGACCGUGACGGGAGUGCCAUCAAAUGCGAACAAGGAGAAAGAGUCGAGGCCACCUUUAACGCCCAAGAAGGUGGCAUUCUUAAGAGGUGAGGGCAAAUCACCUGACACAAUUUUAAUCUAAACAGUAAUCCUGUAAUUUUUUUUCCUAAUUAAUGCCUCGUCUGAGUAGUUGGAUUGUAUUGUAGUGACGUGAUUAAUUUGUAGAAAUGGCAGCAGCUCUUUCCUGCAUGUCACAGUGGUGAAUAGUUCAGUGCCAUAGCUUAAUGUGUAUGUGCCAUUUUGUGCCAGUGA
This is a messenger RNA of Ixodes scapularis (black-legged tick), 651 nucleotides long. Its product is annotated as BEN domain-containing protein 5-like. Lineage: Eukaryota; Metazoa; Arthropoda; Arachnida; Ixodida; Ixodidae. The coding region runs from base 92 to 481 and encodes 129 amino acids. The transcript is spliced from 3 exons. The record is from RefSeq and is a predicted model, not a curated record.